Mya arenaria is the source of this 5604-nucleotide messenger RNA. Its product is annotated as centrosomal protein of 19 kDa-like. NCBI's taxonomy places the organism in Eukaryota, Metazoa, Mollusca, Bivalvia, Myida, Myidae. The transcript is spliced from 2 exons. Gene Ontology annotation, biological process: microtubule anchoring at centrosome; trans-Golgi to periciliary membrane compartment transport. Gene Ontology annotation, cellular component: spindle pole; centriole; ciliary basal body. The coding region runs from base 54 to 560 and encodes 168 amino acids. The record is from RefSeq and is a predicted model, not a curated record.
UUUACAUUGACCAAAAAUGGUUGACAAGUUGGAGCAAACUUUUCAGAAUUAGGAUGGUCAGAAUGGCUGAGAUUGAGAUAAAGAAAUGUGGUGUCAAGUUUGAUCCUCCAGCAAUAGUUGUCAUUUAUGGUGACAAGGGGGCGUCUAAAACUAGAAGAAGGACAAUGCCUCUUCAUGACUUCGAUAAAAAAUCUAAUAUUGAUAAGGCAGUUGAAAAUUUACAUUCAAAUCCAAAGCAUGGCAAGUAUGUGUCACAAAUCUCCAAAGCUCAACUGACAAGACUUGUUACAAUAAUCAGAGACAAGCUGAACGGCAUGAGCUUGGAAGCAAGUCUAGCGCGCAACGAUGAUUUGGAUAAAAUCGAUCCCGAACAGAAUCUGAAUGCUGUGGAUGAGGAAACUUUACAACGCAAAAAGGUUGUGAUGGAUCAAACAUUUGUGAAACAUCAAUUGAAACCUGGAGACCCUGGAUUCGAGUAUGAUGUUCAGGUGGAGUUUGAUGAAGAACAGGUUAUAGAAUCUGGCUGGGACUCAGGCGACGGCUCAGAUUUUGAAUUCUAGAUGUGAAUCAAUAUUGUGUUACUGGCUGUUGGGAGUUAUAGAUAUAUUAAGAGUUGAAGUGGAUUUUUAAUUAUAGUUACGACCAUGACAUUGUUAGUGUUACUGACUUUGUCCGAAAUGAUGUUUCCCAUUUUUUUAUUGCAGUGAUGAAAUUUGUACAAGCCCUGCAAAAUGUUAGUGGCAAUGGGGUUUGUUAAAAUACAUAGUCAGCUUAGUUACAAUUGCACCAAGCAGUAGCAUUAAGAACUUUUGGCCGGUAUUCAUACAAAAUCUUGAGUCAUUUCCUAAGUUAAGUAUCUCACUGGUCAUUUACUAUACUAAUUAGAAAUUUAUAAUAUCUAGAUACAGUUUUUAUCAAUUUAUAAAGUAUACAUACUUUAGGAAAUCACCUUUUAAUUUUCAAAAUGACUCAAGAUGUUUAUGAUUACCCUGGCCCCAAUUUCUCGAAACUUCUUAAGUCCCUUAUUUAUAACAGGAUUAAGCUAAGCUCACUAUUUUUGUUUUUCAUUAAUUUGCCUAACAUUAAUUUUUUAAAAAGUUUUUAUACUUUUGAUAGGAAUUAUCUUUAUGAUACGGUAAUCACAAUUAACCAUUUUUCAUUCAUCCAAAUUUGAUUUAAGUACGUAUUUCCGCUUAUAAUUGAAAUAAGCUACUUAAGCCUGUUAAGCUUAAGAUGUUUCGAGAUUUGGGGCCAGGUUUGUAAGUUGUUGAUCCAAAUGUCUAAGUUGGAUAGAUAGACAUACAGAAUCAUGAAUGUCUUUGAUACAUGUAGGUAAAUGGUAGCAUUGUAUGCCGUGUUGCAAUAUCCCUGAGUGCUGAUUCAAUAAAGCUCUGAGUCGUAAACUGAAAUAAUCUUACUCUUAGGGGUGGGUCCAGGAAUUGAUGUUCGAGGGGGCAUAACUUAGGGGGACAACCUAGUGACAUUCACCCUCACUCAGAACCAAAAAAAAUAAAUGGCUUAAAAUGCUGACAGGGAGGUCUUGGGGUAUUCCUGAAGAAAAUGUUAAAAAUUUCUAGUCUGAAAUGGUGCAUAAUUGAGGGUGGGCACCCCCCAGUCGCCCCCCCCCCCCCCCCAUUAAUAUCGCUUGUGGUCAUAGUUACAUUCUUUUUCUACAUAUUCGAGUGAAAUCCACUAAUAAAACUGAACACAAAGCUGUUGAAAUAAAAAAUCAAUGUGUGGGCGUUUGUGACGUUUAUACAGAUUUAAGAUAAUUGUAAUAACAACUGAAACUCUUUAUUGAAACAGGCCCCUGAUUAGUGAGUAAAAGUUGUCCAGCCUCGGAUGUCUAUGUUGAAACACAUUCUAUUUAUUUUUUUGUGAAAUGAAAUACAUGUUGAUAAUGAUAUGCAUGUUCAUGUAUGAGUUUCACACAAAUCCAGGUAUUCAUAAACAUAGCUGUACAAAAUUUUAUGUAUUAUAUUAUACAUUUCAUGAAGUUUAAUUUAUAAAAAAAUAUUGCAAUUCAUGUUUUUAUACCUGGUACGUUUGAAAUUGUACCAAAAAAAGUGGUUGUGAUUGAAGUGAUUUUGUUUGGACUGUGAACAUUUUGUUAAUCAAACUAUUUACAACUUUAUUAUAAUAAUUAACAUAAAAUAAGUUGUUAUUCAGCAUUUAAAUGUCAUGGGGUUUUAUUGUCAUUGUUUAAUCAGAUUCUGAGCCUGUGUGCCUAGCACCAACAAACAACUCUAUAAAUAGAUUCUGCUCUUUCACCUUAUAAAACAUAUAUGCUUGAGAUAAAUCCUUAUAUUAAUUUUUAAUACAUCUAAAUUUAAAGAUAGUAUUUUGAAAAUGAUGUAGUAUCUGAUAUCACACCAAACAUGUUUUUCAAAAAAUACUUAAUAUUUGAUGGCUCACAACUAAGCUUACCUGUACAUUUAUUCUAAAUAUACACAUGUAUAAUAAUUGUUCAAAAAUACACAUGUAUAAUAAUUUUUCAAAUAUACACAUGUAUAAUAUUUUUUCAAUAAGUGUACAGCAGGGCACAUACUUAAUACAUGUAGAGGGAAAAACAUAUUGAAUAAUCUUUUUAAAAAGAUUCCUACUCUUUCAUUAAAAAACAUUUGGGGUUCCAUUUUUUUAUUUCAUAAUUCUUUUUUUUUUUUUAUAAAAUUGGGAUUUUUUUUUCACCUUUGGCAAAAAAUAGUAUGUGUCAGCAUAAGGAAUACCGCUGAAAACAUCAGGCAGAAUUUCAACCCCUUAUAUGUCAGGAAAACAAACUGUGAACAUGAACAUCAUAAGUCAUCCUACAAAUAAUUGAUAUCUAGGAAUGCCAUACCUACGUGUGAUUGUGUUUCCAUCCCAUGCAGAGGUUCAAGGCUGUAUUUUACAGUUUGCCUAUCGAAACCACGUGGGAAUUAUACAACUAUGACCAUAGCAAAAAAUUGUUUGUGAUAUCUGUUAAAUGUUUGUACAUAUGUUAAAUAACUAUCUUCCCAAUAGGAACCAGCAGGAAGCAACAUUGACCUUCAUGUGUAAAAAUAAAUGGACUGGUUGAACCAUUUUGAUCUUAUAUAAUUUUGUAAUUUUUCUAACAUUUAAAGUGAAAUUUUCAGUUUACGUCUUCUUAUUUUAUCAAAUCUGGUUAAGGUCUUCAAGCAAUUUAUAAUGAGAACGUUAAAACUAUGUACAUUGACUCAGAUGUUUAAGAUAAUUGACAAGAUUUAAGAUGUUCAGAUGAAUUACACAAGGCCAUGCCAAGUACAUUGUAUUUCUAUGUUUAGGAUUAUAAGGCUUGUUGGUAUAUGUAUAUGGUCGGUAUAUUAUGUGCAGACAUACAACAAUAACUUUAAUCCUAUAAUAAAUUGUUCGGAAAUUAAAUAAUAAUGGGGUUUCAUAGUCUUCCUGUUGGCGGUGAAGUGGAUUUCGAAGAGAAAAAAGAAUGCCCUUGUUCAAAAUGGUCAAAUGGAACUUAGUCCACAAGUUGCCAAAGGCAAUACACAUUUGUAUAGCAAGACUGAGAACUCUGGCUGUAAUGACUGCUGAGUUUUGCCCCUUUGUGGACAGUUGAAUUAUAAGAGAAAAAAUGCAUUUACAAAGCAAAUAUAAUCAAGAAACAUUAGAAGCAUUUCACUAAUCAUAACACUAUUAAGCAUUAUAACAUUUAGAAACUGCAGGGAUAUCAUAGCUUCUUAUUUUAAACAUUUACAUUGCUUGACCGUUUUUUGAGCCUCUGUUGUAUAUAUCCCAAAGCAGAUCACUUUUCGAUCAUGGACUUGUUUUUCCAUUUACAUUUUUUGCUUACUAGCGGCUAGUUCUCGUACUCAUUAAUGAACUACGAGCAAGGUGCUUAAAAAGUGUGAAGUCAGAGUGUUUAUUAGACCAUAUGACAAUUUUUAUGAAGUAGAUAAUCUUUCUCAAUCACUUUGAGGUCACCGUAUCAAUAAAUAUAUCAUAUGUGUUUGUUCUUUAAGCCAAUUGAAAGAGCAAACUAACAGAAAAUCACAUAAUAAAUUUUUUGUUUGAGCCAAAUUUUCUUUUUAUUAUUUUUAUCAGGGUAUACAAAAAAACAGGUCUUGGACGUCCCCCACACAUUCCUGGCCAAUACACUUUACACUAACACAAAUCAUCUCUUGUUUGGCUUUAGCAAAAUAUGUACAAAAAUCACGUUUUUUAUAAAAGCAAUAGUCCACCUGAACUAUUCUCUUAGAACCAGAUGAGAAUCGAAACAUGAUUUUUCUUCAGCCUUAAUUUUCUAGCCGUUUGUUGCUAAAAACCUACAUGUAUUGUAGAAGAUACCUUAUCAUUUUAAAUUUUUAAUAAACAUGUUUAUAUGAAUGUCCGCUAUAAAGCACAUUGGGGCCAACUUUUAUCACCGUGGACACCACAAAAUGUGAUAACAUUAGGAAAUUCAGUUGCGAGUGUCAGAAAUUGAAUUUAGGUUUUAAUAACAAUUCAAAUAAACCCAGUCCACUUGUAGACUAUGUGUUACAUGUAUAUAGCACACUGUAUUUGUUCAUGUAUUAUGUUGCUAGGUCAUGUGUUCAGAAUGUUCAAAUCCGUCCAUAGUUUGUUCUGUUUUUAUGCUUUUGUUUAUGGCAAUAUGUUUAUGAAAAUUGUAGUUGAUUAAAAUAGGGUACAUGUAACUGCCAGAGAACCUGGUCAAUAACAGGGCAAAGAGCAUGUAAUGUAUUAAAUAAAAAGAACCACUUUUUUACAUUACCCUUGUUUGUUAAGCAGUAUAGUUGUACACAUGUUUAGUAAAUGAAACAAGUUUAUAGAAUACAUACAAAAGUAUAUCUAAACACCAGACAAUAAAUAUAAGAUAUACCAUUCGCUAUAUUCACAAUAAUUCGUAUCCUUGUCGUUAGAGACACAUCAGUAGUUUGAUUCAGUCAGCCAGUCCAUUGGCCAGUUAUUUUUACAGUUUUAUCGAAACGCUUGGAUUCUAAUCUUAAAAUAAAGUGAACUAUAAGUUGGUUAUGAAUACAGCCCCACAUUGUGAUCAUCAUAGUGUACAGUGUAGAUCCAACUGGCGUCUGUGUGCAUGGCCAUCCUGUCAACGAAUGUACAAAAAUAUUAUAAGGUCAAGAAUUUCAGUUUCAGAUUAUGUAAUUAUCACAAAUGAUAUUGAUUUUUUUGGUCUUACUACUUCAUUAUUAUAAUUUGUUUUGAAAUUUGUAUAAUUUCUACUCAGUUAUAAUUAUCGUACAUUAUGAUUAUUGAUAAAAGGGUCCUUACAUGUAUAUACAAAUCGAGGGCUCGACACUUAAAUGUAAUUACUACCCUAAUUCAUGUGAGAGGUUAUGACACUGUUUCACUGAGCUGUCAAUAUACUUCGUAUUUACUACAUUUUAAAAUAUAGAAGAACUUAUUUUCUGUAAAAAAUGAUAUAAACUGAUGCAUAAUGGCAGCUUUUCUUUGAAUUAUUACUUAUUAGAAUUUAAGCAUAAUAGUUAGAAUUAGUUUAUUUAAUUGUAUUUAGCUGUUUGUCAUUUGCAUUUUUUGCUCAGUGUUAUUUUUAUGCAACAUUUGUGGAUUGUAUUUGAUAGAUAGAACCUCUAAAGAAUUACAUGUAUUAUCCGAAAUGUAUGUAAUUAAAUUAUA